CUCUGAUUGAUCAUUACAAACAAAUUUGGAAAGCGAACAUAAUAAAAAAAAAUAAAAAAAAAAAAAUAAUCUCCUCCUCUUUUUUAUUAUUAUUUAAAUAGAAUUAAUAUUAUGCCAACACUUGAUAUAAGAGGAUGCUUAGAAGAUUCUCCUAUAUUCAGAAAACGCAUCCAUUCUCAUGAAGAUUCCAUUCAUAGUUUUGAGCAAUCCUUGAAAACUUUAAUUAAACUCGCUCGUUCACAAGUUGAAAUAUCCACUGCUUAUAGUCAACAACAAAACGAUUUAGCUCGUGAAUUUUUAUCUUUUGCACAAGCUCAAGAUGAUCCUAUCGUUGCUCAAGCUUUAGAUAAGUUUGGUAAAUCAAUUUUUGAAGUAGAAAAGAGCCGACAUAUGCAUAAUACACAUAUAGUUGACACUUUUAUCGAGCCACUUAAUGAGUUUGUGAAGAGCACCAUUGGACCUUUAAAAGAAUUAAGAAAGAGAUUUGAAAAGUCAAGUGAUGAUGUUGACUUGGCUUUAUCGAGAUAUAUGAGUAAGAAACCCAAAGAUCCGACUUUACAGGAGUCUGCAAUUGAAUUAGCCGAUAGUAGAAAAGCGUUUCAUAAAGUAUAUAUGGAUUAUGUAUUAAAAUUAAAUGAUAUAGAAGCAAAGAAAAAAAUUGAUUAUAUGGAAAAUGUACUUGCAUACAUGUAUACUGAAUCAGCAUUUCAUCAUCAAUGCUAUGAAGUUUUAAAAGAUCUAGAACCUUAUAUGCGUGAUUUGACAGGAUUGUUACAUGAUUCAAGGGAAAGAUAUGAGGAAGAUUCUCGAGAAUGUCUUGUUUAUCAACAAAUUUGUGAACAGAAUACAAUUGAAGAAUAUAACCCAAUGCAAGUGAAUGGAAGUAUGGCAACUGAAGAAACACCUAAUGCUCAUAAAUCAGGUUAUCUUUUUGAAAGAAAGCAUGGACGCGUGUAUCAAAGUUGGUCCAGAAAAUAUUAUAGUAUUGUUGAUGGUGAAUUAAUGUGUACAACCCGUAAUUCAAAGUCUUCGUCUAAAGAAGAUGAUGGAUGUCAAGUCUAUAAUUUGCGUGUAUGUAGUGUAAAGUUGGCAGAUAGUUAUGAUAGAAGAUUUUGUUUUGAACUUAUUUCCCCAAACAAAGUUUUAGUAUUACAAGCUGAAAAUGAACAAGACAUGAAUGAAUGGAUUACCAGUAUACGUACUGCAAGUCAAAUGGCAUUAAAUUCUGAUAAAGCACCAAGAUAUGCUCAACAAGCACCUAAUCUUCGAAAAAGUAUUUUAGAAAUAUCUUUGAAUAAAUCACAUGUAGAAGAGGACAAAGAUGAAGAACAAAGUAAUAAAGAAUCUCUCAAGAUGAUUCGAAAAGUAGAAGGAAAUGAUGUAUGUGCUGAUUGUGGUGCCAAGGAUCCAGAGUGGGCAUGUACAAAUCUAGGUAUCAUUGUAUGUAUUGAAUGCUCAGGUAUUCAUAGAAGCUUGGGUGUUCAUGUCAGUAAGGUUCGAUCUAUUGUUUUAGAUAAAUGGGAUUCAAAUUCAAUCGAGGUAAUGUUAAAGUUGGGUAACAAGAUAGGGAAUAGUAUUUAUGAAGCUUUAGUUCCUGAAAAUAUGGAAUCUCUUCGAAUUCAGACUAAUUCAAAUAGAAUGGAUCGCGAUUUAUGGAUUACUGAAAAAUAUGUCAAGAAAACAUUUGUAACACCUAGUAUUUUGGAUCAAGAAUCUUUAGAUAAGGAGUUUUGGAAUGCAGUGAUUGAGGGAAGACUAGAUAGAUCACUCAAAUGUCUUGCUCAGGGUGCUCAUGUUGAUUACAAAAAUCCAGAUGAUGGUCUCAAGACAGCUUUACAUAAAAUAGUAGAUAAAGAUGACCAAGUCCUUGUUGAAUUUCUAUUACAACGUCUAAGCGAUAUAAAUCAGCAAGAUGCUCGAGGUUGGACUGCACUUCAUUAUGCUGCUGUUAAUAAUAAUGUUCAACUUGUCUUGGCCUUAUUAAAGAGACAUGCAAAAGCAGAUAUAAAAGAUAAUUCAAACAUGGUAAAUGUAUAAAUGUAUUGAAAUAUUUAUUCUAUAUUAAUUUUUUUUUUAAUAAAGUCACCAUUGGAUUUAGCGGUUGAUAGACAAAGUGUGCAGGCAGUAACAGCAUUACGUCUUUUUGUAUUCGAUAAACAACAUAAUGCUUCCCCUUCAAGCUCAUUAGAUUUUGGAUUUCGAGAAGCCAUGUCAUCUUUUAAAUACACAAAUAAUGAUCGAGCAUCUCAUUCAGCAGUUGAUUUACGAAAAACGACUUCAAUGGUACCCAAAUCGAACGGCAUACUUCAUGAUGAUCAAAAUAGUCAAUUAUUACACGCAGAAAAGUAAUAUACAUAUAACCACCCUCUUAUUUUAUAUUUAUAAAUGUAUAUGUAUAAUUCAUUUUAUAAAGUCCCUUUCUUUUCUAAAAUAAAUAAAUAAAUAAAAGAAAAG
Cokeromyces recurvatus is the source of this 2454-nucleotide messenger RNA. RefSeq lists its product as uncharacterized. The coding region runs from base 112 to 2037 and encodes 641 amino acids. The record is from RefSeq and is a predicted model, not a curated record. Lineage: Eukaryota; Fungi; Mucoromycota; Mucoromycetes; Mucorales; Mucoraceae. The transcript has 16 exons. Gene Ontology annotation, cellular component: cytoplasm. Gene Ontology annotation, molecular function: protein binding; GTPase activator activity.